AUGAAGAAACAAAUGCCUCAAUUUGUUAGUGCUUUGGCAUUUUUCUUGAUUGCAACCUGCACUAUGGCAUAUUCACCAUAUCCUUAUAAACCACCAUUGUCACAAGACAAUUACAAAGUGCCAGAAUUCUCCAAGAAUCAAUACAAGGUACCUUCAAUAUCUAAACAUGAAUACAAGGUGCCAUCUAGUUCACCAAAGAAUAACUAUUACGAGAGGCCAUCAGUUCCAAAAAAUAACUAUAACAAGGUGCCACAUGUUCUAAAAGAUAACUAUUAUAAAGCACCCUCAGCGCCUAAACAUGUAUACAAGGCGUCAUCUUUGCCAAAGAAUGACUACUACAAGAAGCCAUCUGUUCUAGAAUAUAACUACAAGAAGGUGCCAUUUGUUCCAAAAGAUAACUACUACAAGGUACCUUCAAUGCCUAAACAGGAAUACAAAGCACCAUCUUUGCCAAAGAAUGAAUACUACAAAAAGCCAUCAGUUCCAACAAAUACCUACAAGAAGGUGCCAUCUCUUCCAAAAGAUAACUAUUACAAGACACCCUCAACACCUGAACAGGAAUACAAGGUGCCAUCAGUUCCAAAGAAUAACUACAAGGUGCCAUUUGUACCUGAAUACAAGGUGCCAUCAGUUCCAAAGAAUAACUACAAGGUGCCAUUUGUACCUGAAUACAAGGUGCCAUCUUUACCAAAGAAUGACUACUACAAAAAGCCAUUCGUUCCAAAAGAUAACUACAAAAAGGUGCCAUCUCUUCCAAAAGGUAACUAUUACAAGACACCCUCAACACCUGAACAGGAAUACAAGGUGCCAUCUUUACCAAAGAAUGACUACUACAAAAAGCCAUUCGUUCCAAAAGAUAACUACAAAAAGGUGCCAUCUCUUUCAAAAAAUAACUACUACAAAAUACCCUCAAUGCCUGAACAUGAAUACAAGGUGCGCUCUUUGCCUCAGAAUGAUUAUUACAAAAAACUAUCAGCUUCUCCUCCACCACCUUACUACUAUAGUUCACCCCCUUCUCCUUCCCCAUCACCACCACGCCCUUACUAUUAUCAAUCAACUUCAACUCCUUCUCCAUCACCACCUCCUCCAUAUUAUUAA
Messenger RNA from Nicotiana tabacum (common tobacco), 1098 nucleotides. NCBI's taxonomy places the organism in Eukaryota, Viridiplantae, Streptophyta, Magnoliopsida, Solanales, Solanaceae. The record is from RefSeq and is a predicted model, not a curated record.